Messenger RNA from Octopus bimaculoides (California two-spot octopus), 963 nucleotides. Its product is annotated as centrosomal protein of 131 kDa-like. The record is from RefSeq and is a predicted model, not a curated record. Lineage: Eukaryota; Metazoa; Mollusca; Cephalopoda; Octopoda; Octopodidae.
AAUGUCAUGUCCCAGCGUCUGGAGCUUGACGAGAAGAAGCAGUCAGUGGAACUUCUUCAGAAGGCCCUGAAUCAACAACGAGAACUGACUGUACGCCACGCCAAAGAAGCGGAAAAAGAAAUGAAAAGACUUCUUCAACAUCAGAAAGAUCAAUACGAGACUACGAUUAAGAGACAUCUAUCUUUUAUUGAUCAGUUGAUUGAUGACAAGAAGAUGCUGAAUGAGAAGUGCGAGCAAUUGGUGAAGGAGCUGAAAAGCAUGGACAAGAAACAUCAGGACAAGAUGAAGAGUCAGACGGACAAAUACAACAUAGAGCUGAAAAAAUUUAAAGAACUUUCGUUAACAUCAGAAAAAAUACGGCGUGAGAAAUGGAUCGAAGACAAGACGAAGAAGAUUAAGGAGAUGACGGUGAAGGGGCUUGAACCUGAGAUCCAGCGUUUGAUUGCCAAACACAAAGGUGAAAUGAAUAAAGUGAAGCAGAUCCAUGAAGCUGAAUUGCUGGAGUCAGAUGAGAGGGCUGCCCAGAGGUACGUGAAGUUGACCGAGGAAUUGCGCUCCCAGCUGGCCAAGGAGAAGGAAGAAGCUUGCUCACAUGAAAGGGAGCUUGCCAAACAAAGAUAUGAGAAACAAAUCCACCAGGAGGAAGAGUCCUUCCAGAACGAGCGCCGCCGUUUGUACAGCGAGAUCGAAGACGAGAAGAGGAGGCUUGCAUCCCAGUCUUGCCGAGAGCGUGCAGAGAUUGACCGACUGCAGCAGCAGCUGCACGAUGCACACCAGCAGCUGCUCAGUUCAACCAAGGACGAGUUUGAUAAAGCACGAGAAGAACAGGAGAGAAGACAUGCUGUAUGUACGCCCCACCGACUUCUUCUGUUUCCUUCUCUUCCUUCUUCUUCCUUCUUCUUCCUCAUCUUCUUCUUCUUCCUUCUUCUUUUUCUACCUCUUCUUUAAUUCUCCUUCAUUUUC